AUGGGUAAGAUUUGGUUUGUGGUGGAUCUGGUUGAACGCUCGGAUCGAGAGCUGGGUCUUGGAACCAGAACAGACAAAUCCCAGCUCCGCCACUCGUGCUACCUCGCGGACCGUAGCAAGAUCCAGGACCCGAGCAGUGCGCCCAUCUGUGAUAUAGGAGUACGCGGACCGAAAGAACUGCCCGUGACCAGCUCAUCUCAGAUCCACGGCGCGGAUAGACAGUCUCGCUCUUUCCCUGUACGGAAGUCCCCGAUGCCUCCACCGGCCCCAACCAGCCGAGAGGCAGAGCGGCGUCCGCAAUGGGGUGCGCUACACAAGGGCACCGGCGCGGGCCCGGCUUCCCUUCCUCUUCUUCGUCAGGCUCCGGUGUACCCAGAUAGCCGCACCCGCAGGUGA
Molecule: messenger RNA, 396 nt
Organism: Knipowitschia caucasica
Lineage: Eukaryota; Metazoa; Chordata; Actinopteri; Gobiiformes; Gobiidae
Source: the annotation of a GenBank genome assembly